CCAAAACAUUUCUGUUAUAUACGACCAAAUAGUAAAACAAUAUAUGCCUCUUCUACGAAAAUUCUUCAUCGAAUGUAUCUAAUGGAGUCAUCUUCUUCUCUCCUUCUUCAUAACUCUUACCUCUCUUACUUAAAUCCAAAAUUUGGAAAUAGACCUUUUCUUUCUUUUCCAUUAUCGCGGAUUUCGCGAAAUCGCAAACCAACUCGCAUUUGUUCUAACAAGAUGUACGUUCCCGGAUUUGGAGAAGCUUCACCGGAGGCUAAGGCAGCGAAGCAUCUUCAUGACUUUUUUACUUACGUUGCAGUGAGGAUAGUGUCUGCUCAGCUAGAGAGUUAUAACCCUGAGGCUUAUAUGGAGUUAAGAGAAUUCUUAGAUACAAACUCUGUAAGUGAUGGCGAUAAAUUCUGCGCUGCCCUCAUGCGUCGCUCUUCACGUCACAUGAACUUAGCCCUCCGAAUUUUAGAGGUACGGUCUGCUUAUUGUAAAAACGAUUUCGAAUGGGACAACUUAAUGCGUCUCGCCUCCAAGAACGUGGAUCGAUCUAACACAAAACUCAUGCGUGAAUACGUCUUAGAGACUAGCCAUGUCGAAACUGAUCCCGAUAAGUGAAUGCUCAUUUCUCUUCAAAUCACACUCAUAUAUAUAUAGUCUCACAUAAAACCGUUUGUACAUAAAUACAUAUAUACCAUUGUGCUUGUGUUAAUACCUUAAAUCCUAAACCAUUACUUUUGAGAAUGACCAAAUUAAUCAAGAAUCGAAUCUUAUCUGUGAAAA
This is a messenger RNA of Eutrema salsugineum, 774 nucleotides long. Its product is annotated as chaperonin-like RBCX protein 1, chloroplastic. The record is from RefSeq and is a predicted model, not a curated record. The transcript has 6 exons. Bases 73 to 609 code for a protein of 178 amino acids. Gene Ontology annotation, biological process: ribulose bisphosphate carboxylase complex assembly. Gene Ontology annotation, molecular function: protein folding chaperone. NCBI's taxonomy places the organism in Eukaryota, Viridiplantae, Streptophyta, Magnoliopsida, Brassicales, Brassicaceae.